AUGGCGUCCCCUCUCGAUCUCGACGACCUCAACUACGUGCGCCUGGUACCGUACAAUGGCUCCGGCCCUACAGGAGGCGACUCCUUGACGGAGGAUCUGAACAUUUGGUAUGAGACUGGUGACAUAGGAUGGAUGAUCACGGCCACGGCGCUAGUCCUGCUCAUGAUUCCCGGCGUUGGUUUCUUUUACUCGGGGUUGGCAAGGAGAAAAUCGGCCCUCUCUCUCAUCUGGCUCUCGGUCAUGGCAACAGCCGUCACCAGCUUCCAGUGGUUCUUCUGGGGCUACUCUCUCACCUUCUCGCACUCUGCUGGCGCCUUCAUCGGCGAUCUUUCAAAUUUCGGUUUCAAGGACGUUCUCGGCCGUCCAUCCGUCGGCUCCAGCCGCCUCCCCGAUCUUCUUUUCGCCGUCUACCAGGGCAUGUUCUCCUGCAUCACCGUUGCCCUCGCCACGGGUGCCGUGGCUGAGCGUGGACGCAUGCUUCCCUGCGUAAUCUUCAUGUUCAUCUGGGCCACCGUCAUUUAUGACCCGAUUGCUUGCUGGACGUGGAACCCCAGUGGCUGGUCCAACAAGAUGGGUGGCCUCGACUUUGCCGGAGGAACGCCGGUGCACAUUGCCUCCGGCACGGCUGCUCUGGCCUACUCGAUGAUGCUGGGCAAGCGCCGUGGUCACGGCACUCACGAGCUCAACUACCGACCCCACAACGUGACGCACAUUGUCAUCGGCACCGUCUUCCUCUGGGUCGGUUGGUUCGGUUUCAACGCCGGCUCGGCUCUGUCUGCGAACAUGCGUGCUGUCAUCGCCGCCGUCGUCACCAACUUGGCAGCCUGCGUCGGCGGCAUCACUUGGUGCGUGUUGGACUACAGACUAGAGCGCAAGUGGUCCACCGUUGGCUUCUGCUCUGGUGUUGUUGCUGGUUUGGUCUCCAUCACACCGGGUUCUGGAUACGUCCCCGUUUGGGCUGCCGUGCCUUUCGGCAUUCUCGGGGCUGCGUUUGCCAAUUACGCCACCAAACUCAAGUUUAUCCUCCGAAUCGAUGACGCUCUUGACAUUUUCGCCGUCCACGGAAUCGGCGGUCUCGUCGGCAACAUCUGCACCGCCUUUUUCGCCGCCAACUACAUUGCUCACCUCGACGGUGUCUCUGAGAUUGACGGUGGCUGGAUCAACCAGAACUGGAUCCAGCUCGGGUACCAGCUCGCUGAUUCGUUCAGCGGCGGUGCCUACUCGUUCGUCGGUACCUGCAUAAUCCUCUUCAUCAUGAACAUGAUCCCUGGUCUCCGCCUACGUGCCACCGAGGAGGCCGAGAUCCUGGGUAUCGACGAUGCCGAGAUCGGCGAGUUUGCCUACGACUACGUUGAGCUCACCAGAGAGGUGCUCAACGACAUGGAUAACGAGGCGGCCAGCCGGUACUCGAACGACAUGGGCUCCUUUCAGCCCAUGGAGAAGAACAACAGCAUCCCUUUGAUGGACGCCCGCAACUUUGCCGGGUCAUCACAAUACCCAUCACAAUUCGGUCAUGCUCAAUAA
Messenger RNA from Colletotrichum spaethianum, 1524 nucleotides. RefSeq names its product ammonium transporter 1. The record is from RefSeq and is a predicted model, not a curated record. Gene Ontology annotation, molecular function: ammonium channel activity. Bases 1 to 1524 code for a protein of 507 amino acids. Gene Ontology annotation, cellular component: plasma membrane. NCBI's taxonomy places the organism in Eukaryota, Fungi, Ascomycota, Sordariomycetes, Glomerellales, Glomerellaceae. Gene Ontology annotation, biological process: ammonium transmembrane transport. The transcript has 4 exons.